Molecule: messenger RNA, 3294 nt
Organism: Notolabrus celidotus (New Zealand spotty)
Lineage: Eukaryota; Metazoa; Chordata; Actinopteri; Labriformes; Labridae
Gene: rad54b
Product: RAD54 homolog B
Exons: 16
Coding region: 185-3034 (949 amino acids)
Biological process (GO): double-strand break repair via homologous recombination; reciprocal meiotic recombination
Cellular component (GO): nucleus
Molecular function (GO): ATP binding; DNA translocase activity; ATP-dependent chromatin remodeler activity
Source: RefSeq, a predicted model, not a curated record
CAGCCAAUCACAGCCCGAGGUCUGUUCAGCGGGAGAAACGGAACAGAAUCAAGAGAUCGAAAGAAAGAAAAAUAGAAGAAAUACGAUGUUUUGAAACGUCGAUUAAGCGACAGUUUGAGUCGUUUACUGUGUCCGAUAAACUUGAAUCUCGUUCGGGUGGAAACAGUGGGCUUCUGGUGAAAGGAUGCGUCGCUCAGGAGCUCCAAGCCAACUUUCUGGCAAUGCAAUGAAAAAGCCUCGUUUUGUGCCCCCUGGAGCAUCUCCUGCAUGUCCACUCACUGGAUCCAAGCCCCUUACUCCUAGACCGGGUUUUGUCAAUGCACUUGGAAAGGUUCAGAAGAGUCUGGCAACACCAGCUCAUAAUAAAACCGAGCAUGAUGUCCAGUCCAACACUGCUCAGCUUGCUCAGCCUGCUCCAGCCUUGUCCAGGGCUCUGGCUCGUGUGCUUGCUGCAAAAGAAAGCAAAGAAAAUGAGACUGAGACAGAACAUCCUGACACUGGACCUGAAGAGUUCAAAGAUGACAACAGUACAGCAGGAGAGAAUGGUUUUCGUCCACUGAUCUCUAAAUCUCCAGAGCCUCCUGUAAGGCAAGCCUCUACCUCUGAAGCUGCAGGCUCUGACUCUGGCUGCAGUCAGGAUGGAGCACGUUACUUCAGUGUAAUGUGGUGUAAAGCCAGUAAAAAGAAACACAAGCGUUGGGAGGGCGAUGCUGUCCUGGUUACAAGAGGACGCACAGCCACACUGAAAGACAUGGAGGGGAAAGAUAUUGGGAAGGGAAGUGGCUACAAGGUGUCUAUGCUGGCUUCCCUGUCUGAUGGAGAGACCCUGAUGAUUGGAGGGAAGGAGGUGGAGGUGAUGGGGAUCAUCUCUGCUGAGGAUUUUGCCAGGGGGCGUUGUUUUCAAGAGGUCCAGGUAGAGAAAGAAGAGAUAAAUGCAGGGUCUGGUCCAAUACCCUCGCGCCACGUGGGGUCCAAACCAUUCUGUCCCCCGACACUUUUGGGAGGAGCAGAACGUCCGGGACCCAAAAGAGAGGGGGAGCAAACCUGCAAGCCUCGACAUGACCCACUGGACCCAGGUGCCCUGGUGAUGCCUCGUCCAUCCCCUAACCAUCAGUGGUCUAAUAACAAGUCAGGGCUUCCUGUGGUUGAUGUUGUCAUUGACCCACACCUGACCCAUCACCUGCGACCCCAUCAGAGGGACGGUCUGCUCUUUCUGUAUGAGUGUGCCAUGGGUAUGAGAGCUGUGGGGCGUUACGGGGCGAUUCUGGCUGAUGAGAUGGGUCUGGGAAAGACCCUUCAGAGCGUUGCACUGUCUUGGACUUUGCUCAAACAAGGACCGUACGGGGGGAAAGCGGUUGCUAAGCGAGUCCUUGUGGUCACUCCGGGCAGCCUCGUACAGAACUGGGGCGCAGAGUUUCACAAGUGGCUGGGCCGUGAGAGGAUCAGCAUUUUCACUGUGGAUCAGGAUCACAGGAUAGAGCAGUUCAUCUUAUCCCCUCUGCACAGCGUUCUUGUGAUCAGCUAUGAAAUGCUGCUUCGCUGCCUGGAGCAGGUUCAAAAAGUCGAGUUUGGUCUCAUAAUUUGUGAUGAGGGCCACAGAUUAAAGAACAGCAACAUCAAAACGUCCUCGGCACUAUGCAGCCUGAGCUGUAGUCGCAGAAUCAUACUAACAGGCACCCCAGUACAGAACGACCUGCAGGAGUUUUAUGCGAUCAUCGAGUUUGUCAACCCAGGGAUUCUUGGCUCCUCAACCGGGUACAGGAAAGUGUAUGAGGAACCCAUUCUACGCUCAAGACAGCCCUCCUGCACAGAGGAAGAGAGAGUUUUGGGAGAAGAGCGAGCAGCAGAGCUCUCUCGCCUCACUGGUAUGUUCAUCCUGAGACGGACCCAGGAGAUCAUCAACCGCUACCUGCCCCCUCGUCUGGACUGGACGUUGUUCUGUGAACCCUCCGCUUUGCAACUAGAGCUGUACGAGCAUCUCCUCUGCCAACGAGUCUUCAGAGCGUGUCUUCAAGGAACGACGCAGACUCACACACACCUGGCCUGCAUCACUGCUCUGAAGAAGCUCUGUAACCACCCCGGUCUGCUCUACUCUACUGUCAAGGAAAAAACAGAUGGUGAUUCAUUGGAGGGCUCCCCGUACGAAGGCUUGGCAGAGCUCUUCCCAGAAUCCUACUCUGCCGGUGGAUUUAGCACGGAAGACUCUGGGAAACUCCUGGUUCUGUUCGACCUGCUGACUGCCGUCAGACAGCUCAGCCCUUCAGACAGGGUGGUCGUUGUGUCCAAUUAUACUAAGACACUUGACCUGCUGCAGGACUUAUGCGCACACCUGAACUACACUUUCUGCAGACUUGAUGGGCAGACCCCGACCAAUCAGAGACAGCGGCUGGUCGACAGUUUCAACAGUCCUUACUCAAACAGCUUCCUGUUUCUGCUAAGCUCCAAAGCAGGCGGAGUGGGGCUCAAUCUGAUUGGUGCCUCUCAUCUUGUACUGUAUGAUAUUGACUGGAACCCAGCCAAUGACAUUCAGGCCAUGGCUCGGGUGUGGAGAGAUGGGCAGAAGAAAACUGUGCACAUCUAUCGUCUCCUCACUGCAGGCACCAUUGAGGAGAGGAUAUUCCAGAGACAGGUGUCUAAACAGGGGCUUUCUGGGACAGUGGUUGACCUGGGUAAAGGGGCGGAGCACUGCAGCUUCUCCACCAGUGAGCUUCGAGAUCUCUUCAGCCUGACAGACACACCCUCUCUGACACACGACCUGCUUAACUGCGGCUGCAGCAUGGACGGAUCACUCCAGGCUGUCGAAGAAGAGAACGUGGAGCAAGUCUCUGAUAGGCCUUGCCAGCUUGGUCGCCAGGGAGACCGCAGUGGAUCAGUGCAGAAGCCCCUCAGCAUGUCAGAGCUUAUGCAGUGGAGACAUUUCUCUGGUGACACACACACCUUCUCAGACCCUUACCUCGAUCAGGCACGAAACCACAUCACCUUUGCCUUCCAGACCACUAUUUCUGACACAGCUCAGUCAACAAACACCGGAUGAUUCUCUUAGUAACACAUGACUCUCACACAUGUUGGUGAGUUGUCUUCUACAUGUUUAUCUUCAGGCUCUCUGGGCUUUGUCCAAAGCCUGAAUACAACAUAUAACUAAAAGAACAUCAACACGGUUUCAAACUGUUUUAAGGGAUGUUCUUUGUGAGACUUUGUAUCCUUUCUUCAACAUUUUCUCUGUUCAUUCAAAGGAAUUUACUGUAAGAUGACAUUAAAUAAAUAAACUCAAAAUUAUUAUGGGUAAGAAACAGA